Messenger RNA from Hirundo rustica (Barn swallow), 1638 nucleotides. Its product is annotated as chromosome-associated kinesin KIF4. Gene Ontology annotation, biological process: microtubule-based movement; mitotic spindle organization. The record is from RefSeq and is a predicted model, not a curated record. Lineage: Eukaryota; Metazoa; Chordata; Aves; Passeriformes; Hirundinidae. Gene Ontology annotation, molecular function: microtubule motor activity; microtubule binding; ATP binding.
AUGGUGCGGGAGGAUGAGAAGGGCAUCCCAGUGCGCAUGGCGCUGCGCUGCCAGCCGCUGGUGCCCAAGGAGGCCGGCAAGGGCUGCCAGAUGUGCCUGUCCUUCGUGCCUGGGGAGCCGCAGGUCGUGGUGGGCAAUGACAAGGCCUUCACCUACGACUACGUGUUCGACCCGUCCGUAGAGCAGGAGGAGGUUUUAAACACAGCGGUGUCGCCUCUGGUCCGAGGCAUCUUCAAAGGAUACAAUGCCACUGUCUUGGCCUAUGGACAGACGGGGUUAGAAACCUAUUCCAUGGGAGGCAUCUACACUGCUAACCAGGAGUAUGAGCCCAGCGUGGGGGUCAUCCCCAGGGUCAUCAAGCUGCUCUUUGAGGAGAAACAGCAAAGGCAGGAUUGGGAUUUCAUCCUCAAAGUUUCUUAUCUGGAGGUAAAAGUUUGAUCUACAAUCCUGGACCUGCUGUGCCCCUCCCAAGAGCGUUCCCAGAUCAGCAUCCAGGAGGAUCCCAAGGAAGGCAUCAAGAUUGUGGGAUUGACAGAAAGAAAUGUCACCUGUGCCCAAGAGACCAUGUCCUGCCUGGAGCAGGGGAACAACUCCAGAACUGUGGGAUCCAUGGCCAUGAAUUCCCAGUCCUCCAGAUCCCACGCCAUCUUCACCAUCUGCAUUGAUCAGAAGAAGAAAAAUGAUAAGAAUUGCAGUUUUCACUGCAAGCUACACCUGGUGGAUCUUGCUGGCUCUGAGAGACAAAAGAAGACCAAGACUGAGAGAGACAGACUGAAAGAAGGAAUCAACAUCAACAGAGGCCUCCUGUGCCUGGGGAAUGUCAUCAGUGCUCUGGGAGAUGAGAAUAAAAAGGGAGGGUUUGUCCCCUACAGAGACUCUAAGCUGACCAGGCUGCUGCAAGACUCCCUGGGUGGGAACAGCCACACACUGAUGAUCACCUGUGUGAGCCCAGCAGAUUCCAACCUGGAGGAGACCCUGAACACACUGCGUUAUGCUGACAGGGCCAGGAAGAUCAAAAACAAACCCAUUGUCAAUGUGGAUCCCCAGGCAGCUGAGCUGCACCAGCUGAAGCAGCAGGUCCAGCAGCUCCAGGUGUUGCUGCUCCAGGCCCAUGGAGGGACCCUGCCCGAGGCUAUCAAUGGUUUGGCCUCCUCAAAGAGCCUCCAGUCCCUGAUGGAGAAGAACCAAUCCCUGCAGGAGGAGAACCAGAAGCUGAGCCAGGGGCUGAGUGAGGCUGCUGGGCAAACAGCACAGAUGCUGGAGAGGACCAUCCUGACAGAGCAAGAAAAUUAGAAGAUAAAUGCAAAGCUAGAGCAGCUCCAGCACCACGCUGUGUGCAAGUUGGAUCUGCAGAAACUGGUGGAGACUGUGGAAGAUGAGGAAUUAAAGGAAAAUGUGGAAGUGAUCCGGAACCUGCAGCAGGUGCUAGCUGAGCUCACCUUCAGCAAGGAGAGAGGGGAAGUCCUGCAGGACAUCACAGACCAGGAGGUACCCCUGAAGAUUCCCAGCAAUGCUGCCUUCCUGCUCGGGAGGGAUGAGGAGUCCUGGGAGAACCAGAACCCCUUUGGGAAGAAGAGGAUGCUGAGCAGCAACAUCAGCUUCUUCUCAGGCUGCACUCCCAUCAUGGAGUUUGAUUGA